Rhincodon typus (whale shark) is the source of this 3209-nucleotide messenger RNA. Its product is annotated as inosine-uridine preferring nucleoside hydrolase-like. Lineage: Eukaryota; Metazoa; Chordata; Chondrichthyes; Orectolobiformes; Rhincodontidae. Gene Ontology annotation, molecular function: hydrolase activity, hydrolyzing N-glycosyl compounds. The record is from RefSeq and is a predicted model, not a curated record. The transcript is spliced from 6 exons. The coding region runs from base 314 to 1276 and encodes 320 amino acids.
GACAGUGCAAGAGAUAAAUACAGAACAAACUGGCACCGUCUGUCCAAGGGUCAAAUUAACGUUACAGGCCUACACACAUGACUUUUCAUGAGAACUUUAGACUGUGGUAACCGGCCUAAUUUAUUUUAAAUCAACCUGUUUUGACGUUUUAAACUAUGGAACUCGGACCUAUUGGUCCAAGAGUCGGGAUCACAAGAGGUCCUUGGCUACAGCCGUACACUGUGUUUAUAGUUGCAAUCUUUUUACUUGUUGCUGGUUAGUCGAUUUAACCUCAGGCACUGGGCUAAAUUUAAAAAAACCAUGAUAUUCUAAAAUGACAACACAGAAGCUGUUGCUUUUAGAUGUCGACUGUGGGUUGGAUGAUGCUCAAGCAAUAAUGAUGGCUCUUGCAGCUACUAAUGUGCAGCUCCUGGGUAUAACAUGUUGUCACGGAAACACAACCCUUGACAAUGUGUGUAGAAAUGUGCUUCGAGUGCUAAGUGUAUGCCAGAGGACUGAGAUCCCUGUAUUCCGGGGAGCCUGCAGCUCCCUCCUUGGAGAGAGGUUGAAUGCUUCAAGUUACCAUGGAAAGGAUGGCCUGGGGGAUGUUCCAGACUCCAAUGCUCCAGGUUUGGAUAAGCUGCAAACAGAACAUGCGGUGAAUGCCAUGAUACGGAUGGUCACUGAACAUGUUGGUCAGGUCUCGCUUAUCGCAGUUGGUCCUCUGACCAAUGUAGCUCUGGCAAUUAAAAUGGAUCCUACAUUCUCUACAAAGCUGAAACAUUUGUAUAUCAUGGGAGGAAACAUGGAAGGGAUAGGCAACACAACAAUUUGCGGAGAGUUCAACUUUGCAUCAGAUCCAGAAGCAGCUUCCAUUGUUCUGAAUCAGUUUGUAUGUCCAAUUUAUGUAGCCACAUGGGAAUACUGUUUACAUCACUCUCUACCUUGGGAGUUUUUUGAUGACUGGAUAAAUCAAGGCACAGAGAAGGCCCAUUUCAUGAAGAAGAUAACGGAACACGUUGGAAAAUACGCUAAAGUCAAGCAAGGUGAUAAAGAAGUGCAUACUCGAACAGCAUUUGUGUCCUGUGAUUCUUUUGCAGUAGCUGCUGCUAUUGAUGAGACUGUUGUUACUGAAUACAUGCGAUGCAAUGUAAAUGUGGAGUUACAGGGAGCACUGACCAGAGGGAUGAUGGUCCUGGAUAGACUCAAUCUUCAGAAAAAACAAAAUCGAGCCUUUGUUAUGAUGAAAUGUGAUAUUGACAAAUUCAAACAAUACUUGAUGUCUGCUCUGAAAUAGAUAACAGGAAGUUUUCAUAGUGGUCUCAGACAAUUAAAGACCAGCAUAUAGAUUUUAUAGAUCAUAAAUGUAAUCUUUAAGGGUUAGCAGGAACAGCUUGAUAAGAAGUUUAAAAACAAAAUCAAGAUCAUUUUAAAUUUGUCCUGACUGUGUAAAUAUUGACUUCACUCAGCCACGGUGUAAGAAUUCUAUCAGCUUUACACUAUUGAUUUAUCUCAUGGUAGAACAUAUCUAUAUGUAAUCAUUGACCCUUCAUUAGAACCAUAUUCCUGGAGAAGAGAAACUGAGUUCCAAAUUCAGUUGCAUAUGUGAAGUCAGAAUACUGCAGCUGGUUGACAUGUGCAAUAUAAACUGAAAAUCCUGGAAUUAUUCUGAUUAGGCCAAGCAGCAUUUAUGGAGAGAAAAGAAUUCCUGUUUCAAGUCGGUCCCUUUUUAUCAAAAUCAUAAACCUUUCAACCUGGUUUCCCUGCUUUAAAUCUCUCGUUAAAAGCCACCACUCUGACCAAGCUCUUGUUCAUCUCCCCUAAUUAUUACUGAAAGCAAAAUACUGUGGAUGCUGGCAAUCUGAAAUAAAAACAAAGUGCUGGAGAAACAACAGAUCUGACAGCAUCUAUAGAGAGAGAAACAGUGUUAAAGGUUUGAGUCCAACAUGACUCUUCUGUGAUCUCCUUGUGUAGUUUCACGUCAGUUUAGUAACCCGUGAAGUAUCUUGGGAUGUUUCAUUACACUGAAUAUAAGUUAGUUUUGUUACUUCAAAGUUUUUUUUUAUAUUUGUAUAUGGGAUGUUGGCUAGGCCAGCAUUUAUGUUCAUUCUGGACCAUAGCUUAAUUUUAUCUUUCAGUCCAUCAAAAGCUGUUUUUUCCCUUUUACCUUCUGGUUAACUCUCUUCACCCCUUCGAGAACCUUCCUCCGAUUCUUCCAGACCCUUCUUUCAUUUUGUUUUCCCCUGAUCAAUUUCAGUUUUUAAAGAAUUCUCUCUGACCUUCUAAUCUCUGAUCCAACCCCUCAAUGAUGAUUCUGUUAUCUAAUCAAUGCUCCUGUCUAAACUUUUAAACUUUUUGUUGUUUCUACCCCUCCACACUGUAGUUGCUUAAAACCCAUUAGAGCUGGAGCAUUUCCCAAUUGUGUUGAAAGGAUAUCAAACUAAAAACCUUAACUCGUUUUUUCUCUCUGCAAAUGCUGCCUGACCUGCAGACCACUUCCAGCAUUCUUUGUUUCAGUUACUUGUAUGAUUUGGGUGAGGACAAAGGAAAAAAGACUGAGGAAUAAUCUGCAUUAUUUUAUAAAAGAAAACACUUUAUCAAGUUAUCUCAAAUUAGUUUUAGAGGUUUUGAAGAUGAUGUUUGAGGGAGAAAUCAUGACCAGAAUACAGGGGGACUUCUACAUUGUUCAUAUAAUACCAGGAAGUCUUUACAACCAAUUCAAAAUCCAUACAAAACCAUUACUUAAUCUCUUGUGUAAAAAGGUGGAAACUCAAACUGAAAAUGAUAUUAAAUAAAUCUCACAUUUUGCAGAACUACAUGAAACAUUGAACUGAAUCAAUUUUAUAGAAUCCAAGAAGACAAGGAAAACAAAAUAAGAAAAAACUUUUCAGAUUUUAGUGUUUAUGCACAGUGAGCUUGAUGGGACAAAUGGCCUUUUUGUUGUUCCAUCAUUUUUCUGUGAAAUGUGGACCCAGAAAUUUCAUCCAUUCAUAAAGUUCAGUUUUAAGGGAAAAUUUUGUAUUUUAAAUUUUUUUUUGUGAAAACAUCCACCAUUCAAUGAGAUGACUGAUGAUGUUCCAUAUUAACACUUCCAAUGCCCUGCAUUUAUUAAGUAUAAUAGAUAACUAGCAUAAUGAGCACCAAAGCAAUACAAUUACCAACUGUAAUAGCACCUUUUGUUUGGCUGUUUGUACGUUUAUCCCAGAAUAAACCACUUUGUUUAAUGUUCA